CUUGUCUUUUAAGUACCCAUUCAGGAGUGAGCGUUUCUCUACCAAGACUAACAUGGUGUGGUUUCUUGCGCCUUCAGUGGUCAUUUGUGUCAGAUUCAUUGUUCUUUAUUUUCCGGAGUCUUGCAAACUCUAACAGUGACACCAAUCCAAGCGAAGUUUUCUUCGUCGGCUGCAACCUUUUUAGGGUUGGCCACUAUCUUACCACUUCGGUAUUUUCGGUAUUGUAACCGAUUGCCGGGAUGCUGCUUCUGGAGUAUGCAGGAAAGGAGAUGACUUGCUUCUUACAUAUGAAAUUCCAGUACCUCAAUGGCUCUUAUCUAUUUUGCUUCUGAUGUAAGAUUUGUUAUGCAUUUUUGUAUCAGGUCAUUAUCAGGACCAUCUAUACUUAUCUAAUUGCAGAAGCUGAAAUCCAACGUUAGAUCGAUCAUCCAGAAUUGCAUAUUGAAGGACUGGAUUAUCUAAGUACCUCACCCACACUGGGACAAUCAUGGAGUGAUAUCUGGUCCAUCUUUGUCAAGGAGACUGGAGAUAUUUGUGCAGUAAGAUGACCCUUUAUCUUGCUGGUGCUUCGGUCUAGAUCCAAAGUAAAGACAGGUCAAGUGGCUUCCAUCACAAAGCUUGCAAUACCUUUAUUCUGACACUGCUACCCUUUAGGGUGUUUGCUGUAGCGCACCCAUAGCAGAUAGUCCUAGAAAUUAAGAACUAAUUCUUUCUUACCUGCUUACUGAAAUGGUUAUUUUCAUAAAUUCAAUGCAGCCGUCAAGGUGGUGAUCCCCGUUGCAAUAUUGACAAAUUGGAUAUACUCCAAGCUAGACUGACCUUGAACGUUUGCGAUCCAGAUUAUCCUUGGUGGCUAGACCGAUGGGGGUGAGUGUUGACUUCUUGUGUCUCUCACAGUGGUCUCUCACACAACACCUUCCAGUUCUGGGAUGUUUGCCUCUUUUGUGAUGUGAAGAAUCGUGACUUUGUCUCACCUUCGGCUGCCAUCAGGUUGCUGUCCAAUUCUGAUGCAAACGAUUCUGCAUAAUUUCUGUUCGCAUCCUGUGCACAUCUUGCAUUUUAUUGGCAAACUCUACUACCCGUUGCAGUCUCUUAAAAUGCAAUCGAUCUUUCUUCAGGUCUAAUUGGUGGGCCACCUCUCUAGUUCAGCCUCUUUAAGUUCGAUGGCGUCAAAUAAUUCCACUACUAUACUAUAUCAAUUGGAGAAUGAUAACGAUUAAGUGUUCCAAACGUGGAUCUGUAAGCACAUAGCUUCUUACUUUAAGAAGAUUAUGAUUUAUCAAUUCAACAUGCAAUGAUCUGUACACACAGUCAUCCAUCCCUCCACUGAUUCUAUCACGGUCUACACGAAUGAUAGAGAGUAAUGAGGUCUCUUAGUAACAUUCAUCCUUCAAAGAGUCAAUCAUCGCCUUGUUGCUAUGUCGGGAGGUCUAAUGUGUGGGUUGAGUUUGAUUACCUGUGCUUUCUUUAAAACAACGGUUACUGUGGGUGUCUGCCUCGCUCUCUCAGGUGUUGGAUUAGCAAUGGCCAACAUGCCCUCCGUCCUCGCUGUAAACGACCAUUUUAGAGAAGAAUUUGUCUUCUGGAGUACAGUUGCGAGUUACGGCUACGCAGCUGGGUCCAUGCUGCUUCCUAUUGUUAUAGAAAGGUCACUCCAAGCCUAUGGUUAUGAGGGGGCGUUCCUAAUUCUUGGCGGUAUUGCCCUUCACCUUGUCGUGUGUGGAGCAACCAUUCGGAGGAAAGGUGAUACUAAUACCAAUCAAGGCAACAGCCGUGAUAAAGUGAAGAAGAGACACGUAAAUGGUUAUCAGGAAAGGCUGUCGUCAGAAGGUACGGAUGUCGUUCAUCGACGGAACCAGGGGUGCGAAAAGGAAGUCUUAACGUGGACGAGGAUGGAGGAGGAGCAGCAGGUAGGGGAACAGGAGGAUGAUAUAUGUGAAGAGACUUUCCUCGACAAAAGACGUUUGAUUCACACGGAGAGUCACUGUAAAAGAAAUCCCGAAACCGCACCAAGUGACUCUCCGGGUGUGACUUGUGGAUUGCUCAAGGAACGAAUCUUUCUCAUUUCUAUCCCGAUUCCUUUCUUGUUAUGUUACGUGAUUUACGCGUGGAUGCUGUUUUUGGUUCCACAUGCUGAACAUCUAGGCAUCCCCCCUUCCACCGCCAUCUACCUCUCCACAAUAGGCGGGAUAGCUGGCAUUCUAGGUCGGACUCUCUUCAUCAUCCUCAUCCGCAAAGGCUUCAGUGACCUCAACAUUUACAUCGUCGUCGGUUUAAUCUGCACUGGGUCAUUCUUGCUGGAUUUCGUCGGUUCUGCUUAUCCAGUCCGGGCCAUCCUGGCAUUUUUCCAAGGCUUCUCUUUCUUCAUCGAAGAAUCUGUGUAUAGCAGCUUAUCCAAGGUCGCGAUAUUCGACGAAAAUAAUUUCGCCAUGGCCUUGGCGACUUUGAACGUCGUCGGUGGACUUGGAGUAACCAGUGCAGGAUUAUUUACAGGGUACAUGUAUGACGUCACUCAGUCAUUUACGACAGUCUUCAUCAUCAUGGGUGUCAUUCACGGCAUUGCUGUCAUCAAUCUCCUCAUCGUGGUUAUUCUAAUCAAAAGGCGGCGAUGAUUUGAUUUUAAUUAUUUUUUCACUUUUGUUUUCAUUUAUAAUUCAUAAUGAUAGAUAAAUGAGAUACAAUAUAAAGCUGAAAGGGUGAACCUGUCUAGAAACAUAUUAAAGUAUUCAAUGACUAAUAAUAAGUUAUAAAAAAGUUUUUUCCAAAAGUUUUGAUGUCUUGAUUAUUCAUAUAUUCUUUUGAAUUGUUUUUUUAUCCACAAAAACAACAAUGCGUCCAUUAGCGACUGGUAUUUCACAGUUGGCCAGGAACAUUGAUGUAAAUAAUGCGAUAACAAAAACAAAUUGAAUUGAAUUAAAUUGAACUGAAUUUAAUUUAAUUUAAUUCAAUUCCAUGACAACAUGCUAAUGCGUUCAUGGCAGAGAUGCAAAAAAAACCUUGAUAAAGUUUUCACUGUGUGCUAUUUUACUCACCUGGUCUAUGCAAUUUUUGCAUCCUGCUAUGUAAGGCAUGUUUACAUAAUAUCUUAAUUAGAAAUCUGCCUUUCAUACUUAAAGAAAUGAAAGGUCAUUUGACCCAAAUUGCCCAUGAGAUAACUCCGAACUGGUCUAUUCUGGAACUCUUUACCUUCCCGAUUACAAGUAUAAAUCUCAAUAGCCAAUUACACGGAAUCAAUCAAGACCAAUAUAGUUUUCAUUGUUGUAAUUGACGUUAUGGUUUCAUAGUGUAGUGUAUUUUAAUUAAAUAGCAUGAUACCUUUUAAUGAUAUGUAUCUUAAUGUUAGCAUAAUAAUGUAGAAUGUAAAAUAAAUAUGAUUUAAUCAUUCUUCUGAGUAAUAAUCUAAAGCGCUUAGAGAUUUCGAGAUUAAGCGUUAUAAAGUUACAUCAUCAUUAUUAUUUUUACUAUUAUUAAUAUUAUUAUUAUUAUCAUUACUUUUAUUAUUAAUUUAUUUGUCUGUUAUCAAACAUGCAAAGUAUGGAAUCUGGUAGCAAUAAAGGUUGAAUUGAAUGUAAA
Messenger RNA from Lytechinus variegatus (green sea urchin), 3573 nucleotides. RefSeq names its product monocarboxylate transporter 7-like. Gene Ontology annotation, molecular function: monocarboxylic acid transmembrane transporter activity. Bases 1419 to 2612 code for a protein of 397 amino acids. The transcript is spliced from 4 exons. NCBI's taxonomy places the organism in Eukaryota, Metazoa, Echinodermata, Echinoidea, Temnopleuroida, Toxopneustidae. Gene Ontology annotation, biological process: transmembrane transport. The record is from RefSeq and is a predicted model, not a curated record.